AAAUGUCCCACGUGUGUGCAACAAACAAGAACGAAUACGUAAGUACUUCACAAGAAUAGACGGUCUCGUUGAGGAUAACAUCUUAUCGUUUAGCAAAAGAAGAACAGCAGGAACAUCUCAUCUUUUUAGCAAAAGAACAACAGCAGGAACUCCACUCCAAACAGGAGAGUGGGUCUUUCAUUCACAGUCAAACUUGGUCACGAGGAGCAAGCACUACAAGUUUGGGACGUCUCUUGAAACCAAAAAGAUAAGAUGGGAAAGCUGUUAGAGUCUGCCCGUCCAUUCUUGCGCGGUGAGCUGGAGUCGAUCGACAAGAAUCUGCCUUCACUUGUGAAAGUGUUGCAGUCUGUUGGAGCCGGAGAGUGCUGGCAUAAGCACGGCACUUUUCUGGAGCACCUGGUAGACAUCUACCGCAUUCUCAAAAUAUGGAAGGCCCCUGAUUCCGUCUGCCUCUGCGGCCUCUUCCACUCCGCUUACUCCAAUUCCUAUGUCAACCUCGCCAUAUUCGACCCUUCCACCGGCCGCGACGUCGUUCGCCGCCAUGUCGGGGAGGCUGCCGAGCGCUUGAUCCACUUGUUCUGCAUCGUCCCAAGGCAGCCACUCAUCCACGAUGACCUUCUCUUCCACUACACCGACGACGAGCUCCGCGACCAUCUCAAGCAAUCCGAAGCGGCUGUUUCUGGAGAUUCUGAUGAUAAUUGCAACUGCAACUGGAGGAAGAAAGUGCAGAGUCUGGUUCCUGCUGAUGGGAUCAGAGUGAAGCACAUAAAGACGGGCGAAGAUGUGUUGGUUUCGAGGAGGAUCGUCGCGACGUUUGUGAUGAUGACCAUGGCAGAUUUCAGCGACCAACUGUUUGGUUUCCAGGACGCGCUGUUUGACAACGGAGACGGGCGGCUCGAGUUCACUGGGAACAAGUAUGGAGCUCUGUGGCCUGGCGAUGGCAAGCCGGGGCUCUGGAUGAACUCCAUUUCAAGGAUGGCUGCACUCUACACACUCCUCGUCAGGGAGGAACAAGUGUUUAUUCGGGAGAGAGGAGGUGACGCCAACCUUAACAUUUCUCGAGAUGAAAAUCUCCAACUCGUGGUGCCGCCAGUGUUUGAGAACUGCACCAGGGUUUUGGAUGCUGGGGAGCAAUUAGCUGCCAGGGACCUCUAUUGGGAAGCUGUCUGUGAUUCUGAUUCCCACGAUUCUGCUUCACUGCUCAACAGUUGCAUUGAGAAAAACCCUUUCAUCGGAGAGCCGCAUGUGGUGUUGGGUCAGGCUUAUUUGACGCAGCGAAAGUAUGAGGAGGCUGAGAAAGAAGCUGAGACAGGGCUGAGGCUUCUGCUGGAAUGGGCGAGUUCUUGGGACAAGAGGAUGUCUUGGCAAGGAUGGAUUGCUUGGGCCAGGGUUCUGCUGAUGAAGGCCCGAGAAAGAUCAUGGCCUCAAACUUCCUGGGGCAUUCUCAACUUGGGCCUCGUCGAGUAGCUACCUGGCUUGGCUAGCUAGUAGCUGGCAAUGAAUAAGUCAACAUCAAUCCAUAAAUAUUGGUGUCUAGUUCUGUUUUUUUUUCUUCGUCUGUUAGUAAGAAAUAAUUGCGUAGUUAUAUAUGAUGCAUCAGGCCAGGUCCCAUUUGCAUUU
Molecule: messenger RNA, 1620 nt
Organism: Rosa chinensis
Lineage: Eukaryota; Viridiplantae; Streptophyta; Magnoliopsida; Rosales; Rosaceae
Exons: 1
Coding region: 253-1467 (404 amino acids)
Molecular function (GO): protein binding
Source: RefSeq, a predicted model, not a curated record